AUGUCCAAAUCACUCGAGGCCCGAACUUCUUCGUCGGGAGGCGACUGGCCCAGACAAACGGUCGAGACUCUCGACAGUGGCAAUGGAGCCAUCAUCACACCCGACGAGCUGUUCCUGGCCGAGUUGGGUCACGUUCAACACAUGACUAGGAAGUUUGGAUUUUGGUCGAUGCUAUCUCUCGCCUUUAGCAUCGCCGGAACAUGGGUUGCCCUUUCUGCGGAUCUUGGAGCAGGUCUCAACAGCGGAGGAACUGUAUCACUCAUCUGGGGUGUCGUCCUCGCCGGUCUGUGCAUGUACUGCAUCGCCGCGUCUCUGGGCGAAUUACUCUCCUGUUACCCUACGAGUUUGGGACAGGCAUUUUUCGUUCUCAAGCUCGCCCCCGAACAACGCGGCAUGCGCACCGUGUCUUACAUUACCGGGUGGAUCAACGUGGCCGGGUGGUGGACGCUGAUCGCUUCGUGCGCCACCUUCACCACGUCCUUCUUCGUGGCCAUCAUCCAGAUCUUUCAGCCCGACUACUCGCCCAAGCCGUGGCAGAACUUUGUCAUCUUCGAGGCUACCAUCUGGAUCUACGCCGUGGUCAACAUCACCCUGACUCGCUACGACCGUUUCCUUCCCGUCUUCAACACCACCAUGAUGAUCACCAACGUUUUGCUUUUCGUCGGCAUGCUCGUGUCCACGUUGGCGUGUACGGCCAAGUACGGGACCUUUCAGUCCGGCAAGUUCAUCUUUGCCACUUUUGUGAAUGAAUCCGGAUGGCCAGACGGGUUCGCUUUCUUGCAAGGAUUGUUGAGUGCCACUUAUGGAUUCACCGCGUUGGACUCUGUUAUCCACAUGAUUGAAGAACUUCCCAAACCGAGUACAAACGGUCCCAGGACAAUGGUCCUGGCCGUCUGGGCCGGGUUAGUCACUGGUUUCAUCUUCCUGGUCGUCAUGUUCGCCUGUACAAAAUCCAUGGGUGGCCUGGUCAACACGACAUAUGUCAUCCCCAUCGUUCAGAUCCUGUACGAUUCCACCGGCCAGGGAGGCGCCGCCACCCUCAUGAUUCUUUUGGAACUCAACACCAUCGUGAGCGCCUUGUCCAUCUCCACCGCCGCCAGUCGAUUGACUUACGGUUUCGCCCGUGACCAUGGUCUACCCUGGAGCAACUAUUUCGCCCACACCUCGACCUAUUGGAAGAUGCCUGUUCGUGCGACAAUAGGGCAGACCUUUAUUGUCACUAUUAUAGGUGUUUUUUACUUUUGUUCAAGCAACGUCUUGACCGCCGUCAUCUCCCUCUCCAGCGUCACCUUGGUUCUGGCCUGCGCCGUCCCCGUGGCCGUCUUACUGUUCGUGGGCCGAGACCGAAUGCCCGCGAAUCGGCCUUACAAUCUGGGCCGCUUCAGAGGUUACGUUUACAACAUUGUCGGCGUGGCUUUUGCCUCUUUGAUUUCUGUUGUCUUCUUCUUCCCUUCUUCCCCAAACCCUUCGUCGUCGAACAUGAAUUGGGCGAUUGCGGCCUUUGGCGCUUUGACUCUUCUCGCCGUCUUCAGUUGGUUCAUGGGUGCGAAUCGUCGGUAUAGCGUGAUCCCUACGACUGAGGAUUUGUAA
Molecule: messenger RNA, 1590 nt
Organism: Exophiala oligosperma
Lineage: Eukaryota; Fungi; Ascomycota; Eurotiomycetes; Chaetothyriales; Herpotrichiellaceae
Exons: 5
Coding region: 1-1590 (529 amino acids)
Biological process (GO): transmembrane transport
Cellular component (GO): membrane
Molecular function (GO): transmembrane transporter activity
Source: RefSeq, a predicted model, not a curated record